CCACUAGUGAAGCACCUGUAAUCUGAGCCUCUUCCUUGUCUCUCCAUCUCAAAAUCUUAAGUGUCUCUAAAGUCUAAUCAAAUGCCUGCCACACUUCAUCUCUGAUCCCAAAACUCAAGCUCAAGAAGCUAAAGAAGCGGUUCCUGUAACCAUCAGCCAUGUUUUUGGCGCCAAGUAGUUAUGCUUCUUUUUACUUCCCACCUUUGCCAAGAACCUCUGUUCAAGCUUCCAAACAAAACCCUUUACAAUUCUCUCAAACCAAGCAUUUCUUCUCCGAGAAAAACUUUUUUUUAAGCUCCUCAAGCUUUUUUUGCUAUAAACCUCCUGUUUUGGUGAUUAAAGCCUCGGAGACUGAGGCACAGACAUCAAAGACUGACAGUGAAGGUGAAAAAAAGGAAGAAGAGUAUGAAGAGUAUGAGGUGGAGAUUGAACAGCCUUAUGGACUCAAGUUCACUAAGGGAAGAGAUGGUGGCACUUACAUUGAUGCUAUUGCCCCUGGUGGCUCAGCUGACAAGACUGGCAAAUUCACUGUUGGAGAUAAAGUCCUUGCCACCAGUGCAGUCUUUGGGACAGAAAUAUGGCCUGCUGCUGAAUAUGGACGAACAAUGUACACUAUCCGCCAGCGACUUGGCCCGUUGCUCAUGAAAAUGCAAAAGAGAUAUGGAAAGUUGGAGGAAACUGGUGAAUUGACAGAAAAGGAGAUUAUAAGAGCAGAAAGGAAUUCUGGUGUAAUCAGCAACAGAGUGAGAGAAAUCCAAAUGCAAAAUUACUUAAGAAAAAAGGAACAGCAAGAACAAAGAGAAAGGGACCUUCGAGAAGGGCUGCAACUUUACAAGGCUGGGAAAUCUGAGGAAGCAUUGGAGAAAUUUGAGUCUGUAUUGGGAUCAAAACCAAGUCCACUCGAAGCUGCAGUAGCAUGUUACAAUGUGGCAUGUUGUUAUUCUAAGCUUAAUCAGGUAAAAGCUGGGCUCUCGGCACUUGAAGAUGCAUUGGAAGCAGGAUAUGAAGACUUUAAGAGAAUCCGGACAGAUCCCGACCUUGCCAAUCUCAGAACUUCUGAUGAAUUUGAUGCUAUUUUGAAAAAGUAUGAUGAAUCAUUUAUCAAUGAGAAUGCCAUCAAUGCCAUUAAGUCAUUAUUUGGUUUCGGUAAGAAAUAAAGCAAAGAUUUUGCAGUAAAAUUGGCGAUUGUUCAUGAGCGACAGAAGAGAAAAGGGUUUGUUGAGCCAGAAACUCCCUGAAAUAGUUAGUGUAGCUUGCAUGAUUUUGUUCAUAGCAUUAUUUCAAGAUGAUACAAAGAUGUUUAUAUGAUUUGCAAACUGCACUUUCUUCUUUCUUUGCUUUCCCAACAAGAUUGAAGAGAAUUUUGUAGAACUAUAGCUGAUCAAUCAAAGAUUAUUUCACAA
Messenger RNA from Mangifera indica (mango), 1403 nucleotides. RefSeq names its product protein MET1, chloroplastic-like. The record is from RefSeq and is a predicted model, not a curated record. Gene Ontology annotation, molecular function: protein binding. Lineage: Eukaryota; Viridiplantae; Streptophyta; Magnoliopsida; Sapindales; Anacardiaceae.